GCAGGGGCCUUUCCAAGGGGCCCAUUUGGUCUACUGGCUGCAAUAUCCGACGGUCUACCCAUUCCAGCCGCCGAAGUUCGAUUGGUCUGCGCACUUUGUUGGCUUUCCGGUCACCUGGGACGAGGUUGAGGUGGGCUGGUGGAUUUUCCUCAUCCCGGCCAGCGCUCAAGAUGGCCGACGCAUGAAGGGAAGGGUCACGCAGAAGACCGGCCAGGAGCUGAAGGUUUGCUUCAGAGAAGGCGGAAGCGAGGACGAAGAGGAGCGGCCGGAAAUGCCAGAGGAGUCGGUCGACAGAGAAUGGUGGAACUGUCACGACGUGGUGCUGGGGUGCAGUGCGGAGGCCGUGGUUCACCAUCCACUACUGAACGCUGGAGGCGGCGCCUGCGCUUGUGGCAUCCGGGAUGUUUGGAGUCCGAGCAGGUCGUUCGCGCACUGUUUGGCGUUUAUGCGCGUCGCCGUGGAGGACCCUCAGGCAGGCCAGAAGCCUGUGCCGCGAGACGGGACAGAAGAGAUGUGCUUCUGCGGCCUCGACGGCGAUGUCACUCUGGAAUACGAGCGCGAUCCGACGGCCUGGCUUUCCAAGGCGCGCCGCCUCUUUUUCCAUGACCGUGGCGUCGCCCCUCUUUGCGUUGCUGCUGAUGGCUUGGAGGGCAACUUGCUUCGGAUCGUUUGCUCCAACCUGGCGGGGGAGGAGCUGCUCCAGAUCCAAGCAGAUGGAGAAAGCGCUUUUCGGCAUCUGGAGCGACAGAUUCGCGAGCAGAUUCCCAGAGUAGAGGGCAUUUCUGCCUGGAAGAUCGUGUUGCCUGACGGGCGCUGCGCCGACGAUGUUCCAACCGAUGCAACAGUGAGAGAAGGUUUCAGGCGAUAA
Messenger RNA from Symbiodinium sp. CCMP2456, 868 nucleotides. The record is from the annotation of a GenBank genome assembly. Lineage: Eukaryota; Dinophyceae; Suessiales; Symbiodiniaceae.